Caretta caretta (loggerhead turtle) is the source of this 4547-nucleotide messenger RNA. It is a transcript of the gene BRPF1, whose product is annotated as bromodomain and PHD finger containing 1. Gene Ontology annotation, molecular function: protein binding. The record is from RefSeq and is a predicted model, not a curated record. Lineage: Eukaryota; Metazoa; Chordata; Testudines; Cheloniidae. Gene Ontology annotation, biological process: regulation of transcription by RNA polymerase II.
CGCUUUACCCAGCGGGGCCGCCCCGCGCCAGGAGCCGCCGGAGCCUCCAUUGUUCCGGGCCCGGCCCGGCCCCGCCGCCGCCAUGGCCCCGCCGCCCCCGCCCGCCGCGACCGGGCUCCGCCGCUGAGCGCGGCCUCCGGGCGGCCGAGGUGACGCCAUGGGGGUGGACUUUGACGUGAAGACUUUCUGCCACAAUCUGCGGGCAACCAAGCCCCCCUACGAGUGCCCCGUGGGCACCUGCCGCAAGAUCUACAAGAGCUACAGCGGCAUCGAGUACCAUCUUUACCACUAUGACCAUGACAACCCCCCUCCACCCCAGCAUACUCCCAUCCGCAAACACAAGAAGAAGGGGCGCCAGGCCCGCGCCGCCAACAAGCAGUCCCCCAGCCCUUCGGAGACCUCGCAGUCACCGGGCCGUGAAGUGAUGACCUACGCCCAGGCCCAGCGCAUGGUGGAAGUGGACUUGCACGGACGCGUGCACCGCAUCAGCAUCUUUGACAACCUGGAUGUAGUGUCAGAGGAUGAGGAGGCUCCUGAGGAGCUGCCGGAGAAUGGGAGCAACAAGGAGAACACCGAGACCCCGGCCACCACCCCUAAAGCUGGCAAGCACAAGAACAAGGAGAAGCGCAAGGAUUCCAACCACCACCACCACCACAGCGCCUCUGCAGGCACCACCCCCAAGCUCCCAGAGGUGGUGUACCGGGAGCUGGAGCAGGACACCCCUGAUGCACCACCUCGCCCCACUUCUUACUACAGGUACAUUGAAAAGUCAGCAGAGGAGCUGGAUGAGGAGGUGGAAUAUGACAUGGACGAGGAAGAUUAUAUCUGGCUGGAUAUCAUGAAUGACCGACGGAAGACAGAGGGUGUGAGUCCCAUUCCCCAGGAGAUCUUUGAGUACUUAAUGGACCGGCUGGAGAAGGAGUCCUACUUUGAGAGUCACAACAAGGGGGACCCCAAUGCCCUGGUUGAUGAGGAUGCAGUCUGCUGCAUCUGCAAUGAUGGAGAGUGUCAGAACAGCAAUGUCAUCCUCUUCUGUGACAUGUGCAACCUGGCUGUCCAUCAGGAGUGCUAUGGGGUGCCCUACAUCCCCGAGGGCCAGUGGCUCUGCAGAAGGUGUCUCCAGUCCCCCUCCAGGGCAGUGGACUGUGCUCUGUGCCCGAACAAGGGUGGUGCUUUCAAGCAGACAGACGAUGGGCGCUGGGCACAUGUGGUCUGUGCCCUCUGGAUCCCAGAGGUUUGCUUUGCCAACACUGUGUUCCUGGAGCCCAUAGACAGCAUUGAACACAUCCCACCUGCCCGGUGGAAGCUGACCUGCUACAUCUGCAAGCAGCGUGGCUCUGGGGCUUGCAUCCAGUGCCAUAAAGCCAACUGCUACACUGCCUUCCAUGUCACCUGUGCCCAGCAGGCUGGACUCUACAUGAAAAUGGAGCCCGUCCGGGAGACGGGAGCAAACGGCACCUCCUUCAGUGUACGCAAAACUGCCUACUGUGACAUCCACACGCCACCCGGCUCUGUGCGCAGGCUGCCUGCCCUCUCCCACAGCGAAGGGGAGGAGGAGGACGAGGAGGAGGAGGAGGAGGGCAAAGGCUGGAGCUCAGAGAAGGUGAAGAAGGCAAAGGCCAAAUCCAGAAUCAAAAUGAAGAAGGCAAGGAAGAUCCUGGCAGAAAAGCGAGCGGCAGCACCUGUGGUGUCAGUGCCCUGCAUCCCACCCCACAGGCUCAGUAAGAUCACUAACCGUUUAACCAUCCCGAGGAAGAGCCAGUUCAUGCAGAGACUUCACAGCUACUGGACACUGAAGAGACAGUCCCGCAAUGGGGUGCCUCUGCUGCGCCGGCUGCAGACACACUUGCAGUCACAAAGGAACUGUGACCAGAGGGAGACAGAGGAUAAGAAUUGGGCCCUGAAGGAGCAGCUGAAAUCAUGGCAGCGCCUCCGCCAUGACCUAGAGCGUGCGCGCCUGCUGGUGGAGCUGAUACGCAAACGGGAGAAGCUCAAGAGAGAGACGAUUAAAAUCCAGCAGGUGGCGCUGGAGAUGCAGCUGACCCCCUUCCUCAUCCUCCUCCGCAGGACUCUCGAGCAGCUCCAGGAGAAGGAUACGGGCAACAUCUUCAGCGAGCCGGUCCCUCUGUCUGAGGUAACAGAAAUCUACGAAGUCCCAGACUAUCUAGAUCACAUCAAGAAGCCAAUGGAUUUCUAUACCAUGAAGCAGAACCUGGAGGCCUAUCGUUACCUGAACUUUGAUGACUUUGAGGAAGAUUUCAACCUGAUUGUCAGCAAUUGCUUGAAAUACAAUGCCAAGGACACAAUCUUUUACCGUGCAGCUGUCCGGCUGCGAGAGCAGGGGGGAGCUGUGCUGCGCCAGGCUCGCCGGCAAGCGGAGAAGAUGGGCAUUGAUUUUGAGACAGGCAUGCACUUUCCACACUGCAUCCCUGUGGACGAAGCGCUGCACCGAGACACGGAGGAGGAGGAGGUGCGGCUGUUGCUGUCAGAGAACCAGAAACACCUGCCCUUGGAGGAGCAGCUUAAGAUCUUGCUGGAGCACUUGGAUGAGGUCAAUGCUGGGAAGCAGAGCAUCGGGCGCUCCCGCCGUGCCAAGAUGAUCAAGAAGGAGAUCACAGUCCUGCGCCGGAAGUUGGCUCACCCACGGGAUGUGCUGGACAGACACGGCCCCUCCGCCAGGGGGAUUCUGCAGGCCCACCACCCCUGUGAGAAGGACAUGCAGACCGACAGCGCUGCAGAGGAGAGCAGCAGCCAGGAAACUGGCAAAGGUCUGGGCCCCAACUCUUCCUCCACCCCAGCGCAUGAGGUCGGCCGGAGGACUUCUGUGCUCUUCUCCAAAAAGAACCCCAAAACCGCAGGGCCCCCAAAACGCCCUGGACGCCCACCCAAGAACCGGGACAGUCAGCUAGCUGCAGGGCAUGGGAGUAGCCCAGUAGGUCCCCCCCAGCUUCCAGUAAUGGAGGGGUCGCAGCGCCAGCGGAAAAGAGGGAGGAGCCCACGGCCAAGUUCCAGCUCAGAGAGUGACAGCGAUAAAUCCACCGAAGAGCCUCCCCUUGACCUGUCAGCCAAUGGCUUCAGUGGCGGGAGCCAGCCGGUUAAAAAGAGCUUCCUGGUUUACCGGAACGACUGCAGCCUUCCGCGGAGCAGCUCUGACUCGGAGUCCAGCAGCAGCAGCAGCAGCAGCGCUGCCUCGGACCGCACCAGCACGACGCCCUCGAAGCAGGGCAGAGGGAAGCCCUCCUUCUCCCGUGUGAACUUCCCGGAGGACAGCAGUGAGGAUACUUCUGGAACGGAAAACGAGUCGUACUCUGUUGGUGCUGGGCGAGGGGUGGGUCACAGCAUGGUGCGGAAGAGCAUUGGGCGUGGAGCCGGGUGGUUGUCGGAAGAUGAAGACUCCUCUCUGGAUGCCUUGGACCUGGUGUGGGCUAAGUGCCGGGGGUACCCAUCGUACCCAGCACUGAUCAUUGAUCCGAAGAUGCCACGGGAGGGUAUGUUCCAUCAUGGCGUCCCCAUUCCAGUGCCUCCCUUGGAGGUGCUGAAGCUGGGAGAGCAGAUGACUCAGGAAGCACGAGAGCAUCUCUACCUCGUCCUCUUCUUUGACAACAAGCGCACCUGGCAGUGGCUGCCCCGGACCAAGCUUGUGCCACUGGGUGUGAACCAGGACCUGGAUAAGGAGAAGAUGCUGGAGGGCCGCAAGUCAAACAUCCGCAAGUCUGUGCAGAUCGCCUACCACCGUGCCAUGCAGCAUCGCAACAAGGUGCAAGGCGAACAGAGCAGUGACUCCAGCGAGAGCGACUGACACCAGCUGCUCCCUCGUUGAUCCACUGGCUCUGCUCAUGGCUUCUCAGUCUCAGGGCAAACAGGGCUCUCAGUCCUGGGCACUUAGUGCAGCUGGUCUGCACAGGAGCAGGGGCUUGCCCUAGUCACUGGGACAGAGAGCGUGCUCCUGAAAGCAGCUGUGGCUGAGCACCUGGCGCUUGCAGCGCAGGAGUGAGUGUGUUAGAGCAGAAGCAGGCAGAGCUGUAGCCUGCUGCAGAAGGCAGUGCCCAGCAGUGCCCUCUGUAUCCUCCCUCUUUUCCAGCUGGCGCUGCUAGAGCCUCCCCUCCUACUGUGCUGCCCUGCCUGGCCCUGCUCGGUCUCGAAUUUCACAUUCCCAGGGGCGAGGCCCGGUUGCCUGGGGCUGGUGCCUCGCUCACUGAGCACACCUCCAGUGGGUGAAGUUCCCAUGCCCGCAGGGGCACUGUAAAUACUGUACAGGAUGGAGAAUUUAAAUUAUUCUCAUUUGUAGCCCGUUUCAGUGUCUUGGGGGAAGCAUUUUGGUACUAAACAGCGCUUCCUAUCAGGGCCCUUCCAGCCUGCGUGGCCCGGGCCGUCUCUUUGUAACCUUCUUACUCGCACACUUUGAUACGGGAGCUCUUGGGAGCGGCUGCGCCCUGCCCACCCCCACUGGACUCGCGUCUCCUCCCCGCCGCGGUCGGACGCUUGUUUGUAUUUAUUUGGAAGGAAGAAAAUCUAUUGAUUCUUAGAAAAUAAACCGUCUAUGGGGA